AACUUCUAAAAUGUCUGUUGUCCGUUGACGCUUCGCUUGCGUUUCGAGGGUGGAUUUUGUCUCAAACGGCGAUUUUCUUUAAAACUACUCACAAUAUAAUCUCAAAAUGUGUCUUUAGUUUCUUAAAUUUACUCAGUUCCGCUUCGGUUGCCAUUACUGCAUUCGCAUUGCCCGCGUUAAGCUGAUCUGGUUACUAGUAUUUCGUUGAGUGUUUACGGAAGCGAGGGCAAUGGCUUUUAGAAUACACGAAGAUCAAGAAAAUGCCUCUUUGGGGCUUAGAAAAGACAGUGCAGAUGUAUUUACUGCAAACCAGCGGCGUGCCCUUGGUGACCUCAGCCAGUUCGCGUGCAACCAAAGUCGGAACAUAAAGCUCCCGGGAUUGACGAAUGGACCUUGUAAAGUUCAAGAUGAUAACAGGACAAUGCGCCAGAUUAAAAAUGAAAAGAACAUUGUACCACCUGUGGCGCAAUUUCGCGCCUUCAGUGUUUACGAAGACAAACCGACGGAGGCUGAGGUCAAAAAGCGGGAGCACACGUUCAAACCAUUCGUCGCUAAAGAAACUAAGAAAGAUAGCAUUUUCAUCAGCAGUGACGUGAAAGGUCUCUGCCCACAAGUUGAGAAAAAACCAGAUCGGCUCACAGAAUCGUCAGUUCGGCCCCAGUUACAAGAAAAGAAAAAUGUUGUGGAAUCUCCAAUGUCAGUUGUGGACACCAGUGUGCUCUCUAUGUCCAUAUCGAAGAAUGAAAGCCAGAUCAUUGAUGAUGAAGACGAUGCUACCACAGCUCAGACCGAUCGGGAGAUGUUCUUCCAUGUUGUUGAAUAUAGACAGGACAUCUAUGAAUACAUGAAGGAAAUUGAGGCUAAGAACAGAGCCAACCCUCGCUACAUGCGCAAACAGCCUGAUAUCACUCACAUCAUGCGGUCAAUCCUCAUUGACUGGCUCGUUGAAGUAUGUGAUGAGUACAACCAGCAAAGUGAGACUUUGCAUCUUGCUGUGUCUUAUGUAGACCGCUUCUUGUCUUACAUGAGUGUUGUGCGUACUAAACUGCAACUUGUGGGCACAGCUGCAACUUACAUUGCUGCGAAAUAUGAGGAAGUAUAUCCCCCAGAAGUAUCAGAGUUUGUGUACAUCACUGACGACACAUACACAAAGCGCGAGGUCCUGCGUAUGGAACAUCUUAUCCUGAAGGUCCUGUCGUUCGACCUCUCGACACCGACGUCACUGGCCUUCCUCUCCCACUACUGUAUAUCUAAUGGACUUUCUAAGAAGACAUUCCAUCUGGCUGCUUAUCUGGCUGAGCUCUGCCUACUGGAGGCAGACCCAUACCUGCAGUUCAAGCCAUCGAUCAUCGCGGCGAGUGCUCUCGCGACUGCCCGUCACUGCCUCCACUGCGACCGCUGCACCGGGGAAGAACGUGAAAAGGACACGCGUGACAUCAAAGAGGCCCGGAUACAUUCGUCAUGUGCCGCGGCCGCGUGGCCUGCAGCCCUUGUGACCUGCUCAGGCUACUCUCUAGAUGAUCUCGACGCGUGUCUACGUGAAUUGGCACGCACACACUCGCACGCCUCGCAACAACCCUACCAAGCUGUGCCAGACAAAUACAAGAGCAACAAAUUUGACGGCGUGUCUACAAUCGAACCUCGUCCGAUGUUCCCGGUGUCGAAGUACCAGCCGCCAGCGCCGGCGAGCAACGCGCGCCCGCCUGCCGACAGCACACGAAGCAGCUAGUAACAUCACUCGCAAACUAACGCGCUACUUUAUAGGCAAAUGACUUUUGUGUGGGUAGGAUGAGUUAUCCGAAUUAGUGUUAAUGCAGCACACGCUAGUUACGUUAUUUGCUCAGGCAGUUGGCUAUUUCAGUUAUAAUUCUAUUUUUACAACUUAAUGCAGUCGCUCGUAAACAGUACAAACAAACCAAAUCAUGGCCAGUAAGGAAUAAUGAGUUUGUCGUUAUAUUUUUUUGGCCAAAGAUGUACAUACACAACCAGCUAUGUAUACUUCCUUUUGUCGAACUGAAAUAAUUUAAUUUUAAAGACUUGAUAGAUCAGGUAAACGCUUAUAGAUUAAAUACUAGAAACUACUUAAGCGACGCUUGUGUUAUCGGGAUAUGAUUAACUAAUGCAGAUACAACAGCUGAGGGUGAGUACUAAACAUUAGAUAGUAUUCCUAAUUUUAUACUUAUAAGACUUUGCAUUUGUUCUAUUUUGAUAUAAAUGUUUCAAAUAUUAUGUAUAAGUGAUUGGGAUAUUCUGUAACUUGUUAUGCUAGUUUUAGAUUUAACAUUUUCCUAUGGAAAUAAAAACUUCGACUUCUGUUAGCAUGUGCGAUCUUAACGUAAUGUAUUGUGAAGGUUUAUUGACGAGUGGUCCCCAGGCAACAAACACAAAUUUCAAAUCGUUCUAAAAAUAUUAUCAAGUAUUAAAUAAAAUAGUCAAUGAAUCUUUCAAACAAUUCUACAAUUUCAUGUAUUAUCAAUGUGAUCUAUUUUGUAUUCUUAUUUUAAAUCAGCCAAGCAUUUGUCAAGACCAUAAUUUUAUGUACAAAUAUUAAAUAUCCUCAGAAGUC
Molecule: messenger RNA, 2566 nt
Organism: Trichoplusia ni (cabbage looper)
Lineage: Eukaryota; Metazoa; Arthropoda; Insecta; Lepidoptera; Noctuidae
Gene: Cyca
Product: cyclin-A2-like
Exons: 7
Coding region: 230-1729 (499 amino acids)
Biological process (GO): mitotic cell cycle phase transition; regulation of cyclin-dependent protein serine/threonine kinase activity
Cellular component (GO): cyclin A2-CDK2 complex; cytoplasm; nucleus
Molecular function (GO): cyclin-dependent protein serine/threonine kinase regulator activity
Source: RefSeq, a predicted model, not a curated record